This is a messenger RNA of Arabidopsis thaliana (thale cress), 5000 nucleotides long. RefSeq names its product trehalose-6-phosphate synthase (gene TPS1). The transcript is spliced from 19 exons. Bases 2017 to 4845 code for a protein of 942 amino acids. Gene Ontology annotation, biological process: trehalose biosynthetic process; trehalose metabolic process. Lineage: Eukaryota; Viridiplantae; Streptophyta; Magnoliopsida; Brassicales; Brassicaceae. Gene Ontology annotation, molecular function: hexosyltransferase activity; catalytic activity; alpha,alpha-trehalose-phosphate synthase (UDP-forming) activity. The record is from RefSeq and is marked reviewed. Gene Ontology annotation, cellular component: cytoplasm; vacuole.
CAUGGGAGUUUUCUUGUGUGUGUUUUUGUUUACUUCACUCACAUGUUUCUUGGGGUUUCUUAACUUAUAUAGUUAGACUUUCAACUAUAAAUUUGUAAACUACAGGACAUAGGCGUAAAGCAAAAGUGAGAGAGCAAAUCGUAUAACUUUAUUUUUGCAUAAAUAUAUGAUGCCCUUAGAUUUGCUGUCUUAUUAGGUGGACCACCGGUUUCUUAUACUUUACUUUUCCUUGUUUUUUUUUUUUUUAAUUAUCGACACAUACAAUUGGACGCAUUAUGUGUUGUCCACGCACACACACUAAUACUACUGUGUAUAAACACUAAGUCGUCUUCUUCUUCUUCUACCAUAAAAAAAGGAACAUCGUGUCCUCAUGCUUGUUGUUAGCUUGGGAAAUCAUGCGACAGUUUUUGUUUUUAAUCUAUUUUCAAAGUCAAUAUAUGAACAGUAAGGUUUAUAACAAAAAUAAUUGCAUCCCCGACAAGAAAGACGUUGAAUGAUCGAUCUUUUGAAGCCAUUUCUUACUUACUGUACAUUGUUUUCUAAUGUGCAUAUCAUUCAAAAGUUUGACAUUUGUUAUCUCUGCAAGAGAGUGUGUUGUAGAAAGUCAGUUGUCGAAUUUACCCCCCUUUUUCAAAAGUCACAUUCAGGUCACUGCUUGGAAAAGAAACACUUUUUUUCUUUCUGACUCGGGUAUCCGAUUCUCUUUUCUUCUGUUGUUACUAAACAAGAGUUAAUUUGCUUGACAGUAGUCUUAUAAUCUUUGGGAAAAAGGUUAGUUAAAUUGUAUUUUAUCUGGUGUCUUUGUGCAACAUUAUAGAAGACACUAACUUAAGCAUCCUCCUUUAUGCAUAAUUUGAUUUGACCCCUUACUUGUUAGUGGUUGAAAGCUAUAACGAAUAUCAAAUUGGAGUUUAAUUAAUCUUAUUUUCACACGUGUUUUUGACAUUGUGGCUACCAACAACAUCUCUGUCCAUACCAAGUGCUUGUUUAACGUUUACAUGAGACUUCAGUUUGUUUGUUUUUUGGCUAGUUAGGGGUAAAAAUUCCAUUCUUCUUUUUUAUUGGUCUGUAAAAAAAAUUCCAUUUCAAGUAAGAAGAAAGGGAGAUGUUUCUACGUUGUAUUCCCCAUAGUCAAAUCUAACGUCAGCUUCGGCCGAGUGAGAGGGGUCAAUUUCAUUCAGCUUAAAUCCAACUUUUUUUUCUAUGUCUCAUAAAUAAAUUUCUCUUUGGUUACAAAAAAAAGUAAAAAAGUUUGGUCAGGAAGAGAGGAGCGAGGACCCACCGAUUACGUCAUCUCGUCUAAGAAGUAAUCAGAAAAAAAAAAACCUAAUUUUUAAAAUAAAAACAUCUUCUCGUGAUUGCGAAGUUUGUUUGUGUGUGCUGUGUGGUGAAGGGUGAUCUCUCUCUCCGCCCCGAAUCUCCGGGCGAUGCGAUUUUUAUCACUGUUGGUUUAAUAAUCUACUUCACGGUGGUGUGUUUUAAAAUAACUGAAAUAGUUCCGGUCGAAAUUUGUAGGUUUUCGAGAUUUUUUUUUUUUUUGGUUGGAAAAAUAAAAAGUCUCUGUUUUCAGACCGAAUCUUUUGAUGUAUCACUUGCAUGGCUGUGAAGGCUCUGUGUAGCCUGUAAAGCUUACACGAGGAUUUUGUUGCUCCCCUUAAUUUCCCUCUAAUAUCUCUCCUUCUCUCUCUCUCUACGAUAAUAAUGUCUUCUCUGCACCGUUUCCUUUCGCCUUCUUUCUGUCCGUUUCCAAAUUUCUUUCGUUUCUUCUUUUUGGCUCUAUUUACUUGCCAUCUCUCUCGAUGAUAACGACAUGAAACCCACCUCAAACAAAACCACAUUCACUUAUUAUUAGCCUUUGUUUUUUUUUGAGUGGCCGUGAAGGUGUGUGAUUCUGGUGCCCUUUCUUCCUUUUUGUUUCCCUGCUUAAGAUGCUUAUUCCUUGGCCUGAUGGGACACAAGUGAUAUCAGUGUUACCGUUGAUAGAGUGGUGUUUUGGUUCUGUUUUGGUGUGAGCGUAUGCCUGGAAAUAAGUACAACUGCAGUUCUUCUCAUAUCCCACUCUCUCGAACAGAACGCCUCUUGAGAGAUAGAGAGCUUAGAGAGAAGAGGAAGAGCAACCGAGCUCGUAAUCCUAAUGACGUUGCUGGCAGUUCCGAGAACUCUGAGAAUGACUUGCGUUUAGAAGGUGACAGUUCAAGGCAGUAUGUUGAACAGUACUUGGAAGGGGCUGCUGCUGCAAUGGCGCACGAUGAUGCGUGUGAGAGGCAAGAAGUUAGGCCUUAUAAUAGGCAACGACUACUUGUAGUGGCUAACAGGCUCCCAGUUUCUGCCGUGAGAAGAGGUGAAGAUUCAUGGUCUCUUGAGAUCAGUGCUGGUGGUCUAGUCAGUGCUCUCUUAGGUGUAAAGGAAUUUGAGGCCAGAUGGAUAGGAUGGGCUGGAGUUAAUGUGCCUGAUGAGGUUGGACAGAAGGCACUUAGCAAAGCUUUGGCUGAGAAGAGGUGUAUUCCCGUGUUCCUUGAUGAAGAGAUUGUUCAUCAGUACUAUAAUGGUUACUGCAACAAUAUUCUGUGGCCUCUGUUUCACUACCUUGGACUUCCGCAAGAAGAUCGGCUUGCCACAACCAGAAGCUUUCAGUCCCAAUUUGCUGCAUACAAGAAGGCAAACCAAAUGUUCGCUGAUGUUGUAAAUGAGCACUAUGAAGAGGGAGAUGUCGUCUGGUGCCAUGACUAUCAUCUUAUGUUCCUUCCUAAAUGCCUUAAGGAGUACAACAGUAAGAUGAAAGUUGGAUGGUUUCUCCAUACACCAUUCCCUUCGUCUGAGAUACACAGGACACUUCCAUCACGAUCAGAGCUCCUUCGCUCAGUUCUUGCUGCUGAUUUAGUUGGCUUCCAUACAUAUGACUAUGCAAGGCACUUUGUGAGUGCGUGCACUCGUAUUCUUGGACUUGAAGGAACACCUGAGGGAGUUGAGGAUCAAGGCAGGCUCACUCGUGUAGCUGCUUUUCCAAUUGGCAUAGAUUCUGAUCGGUUUAUACGAGCACUUGAGGUCCCCGAAGUCAUACAACACAUGAAGGAAUUGAAAGAAAGAUUUGCUGGCAGAAAGGUGAUGUUAGGUGUUGAUCGUCUUGACAUGAUCAAAGGGAUUCCACAAAAGAUUCUGGCAUUCGAAAAAUUUCUCGAGGAAAAUGCAAACUGGCGUGAUAAAGUGGUCUUAUUGCAAAUUGCGGUGCCAACAAGAACUGACGUUCCUGAGUAUCAAAAACUCACAAGCCAAGUUCAUGAAAUUGUUGGACGCAUUAAUGGUCGUUUUGGGACACUGACUGCAGUUCCAAUACAUCAUCUGGAUCGGUCUCUGGACUUUCAUGCUUUAUGUGCACUUUAUGCCGUCACAGAUGUUGCGCUUGUAACAUCUUUGAGAGAUGGGAUGAAUCUUGUCAGUUAUGAGUUUGUUGCUUGCCAAGAGGCCAAAAAGGGCGUCCUCAUUCUCAGUGAAUUUGCAGGUGCUGCACAGUCUCUGGGUGCUGGAGCUAUUCUUGUGAAUCCUUGGAACAUCACAGAAGUUGCUGCCUCCAUUGGACAAGCCCUAAACAUGACAGCUGAAGAAAGAGAGAAAAGACAUCGCCAUAAUUUUCAUCAUGUCAAAACUCACACUGCUCAAGAAUGGGCUGAAACUUUUGUCAGUGAACUAAAUGACACUGUAAUUGAGGCGCAACUACGAAUUAGUAAAGUCCCACCAGAGCUUCCACAGCAUGAUGCAAUUCAACGGUAUUCAAAGUCCAACAACAGGCUUCUAAUCCUGGGUUUCAAUGCAACAUUGACUGAACCAGUGGAUAAUCAAGGGAGAAGAGGUGAUCAAAUAAAGGAGAUGGAUCUUAAUCUACACCCUGAGCUUAAAGGGCCCUUAAAGGCAUUAUGCAGUGAUCCAAGUACAACCAUAGUUGUUCUGAGCGGAAGCAGCAGAAGUGUUUUGGACAAAAACUUUGGAGAGUAUGACAUGUGGCUGGCAGCAGAAAAUGGGAUGUUCCUAAGGCUUACGAAUGGAGAGUGGAUGACUACAAUGCCAGAACACUUGAACAUGGAAUGGGUUGAUAGCGUAAAGCAUGUUUUCAAGUACUUCACUGAGAGAACUCCCAGGUCACACUUUGAAACUCGCGAUACUUCGCUUAUUUGGAACUACAAAUAUGCAGAUAUCGAAUUCGGGAGACUUCAAGCAAGAGAUUUGUUACAACACUUAUGGACAGGUCCAAUCUCUAAUGCAUCAGUUGAUGUUGUCCAAGGAAGCCGCUCUGUGGAAGUCCGUGCAGUUGGUGUCACAAAGGGAGCUGCAAUUGAUCGUAUUCUAGGAGAGAUAGUGCAUAGCAAGUCGAUGACUACACCAAUCGAUUACGUCUUGUGCAUUGGUCAUUUCUUGGGGAAGGACGAAGAUGUUUACACUUUCUUCGAACCAGAACUUCCAUCCGACAUGCCAGCCAUUGCACGAUCCAGACCAUCAUCUGACAGUGGAGCCAAGUCAUCAUCAGGAGACCGAAGACCACCUUCAAAGUCGACACAUAACAACAACAAAAGUGGAUCAAAAUCCUCAUCAUCCUCUAACUCUAACAACAACAACAAGUCCUCACAGAGAUCUCUUCAGUCAGAGAGAAAAAGUGGAUCCAACCAUAGCUUAGGAAACUCAAGACGUCCUUCACCAGAGAAGAUCUCAUGGAAUGUGCUUGACCUCAAAGGAGAGAACUACUUCUCUUGCGCUGUGGGUCGUACUCGCACCAAUGCUAGAUAUCUCCUUGGCUCACCUGACGACGUCGUUUGCUUCCUUGAGAAGCUCGCUGACACCACUUCCUCACCUUAAUAUCCCGAGACAGUGUCAAGUGAGUUCAUGUAACCCAAUAAAAACUAUUGUUUUGUAACAAAAAGCAGCCAUUACCAGACUCUUUAGUGGUUUGAUUCUAAUAUAAUAAGAGUAGAGCAACUUAUGACACAAAUGAGAACAAGCUCUUAUUACAU